CUUCCGGGGUGAUUGCCACCGUUUCCGGGGCGGGGCGGGGCGAGGCUUGCCCCUCGAGCCGACGUGCUUCAGCAUCCUCCCGGUUCGUGUCUCCACGCUCCCUGCUGCAAUGAGCUUCCUCAGAAGUUUCCCGCCGCCUGGCUCGGCUGAGGGGCUUCGGCAGCAGCAGCCAGAGACCGAGGCUGUGCUGAACGGCAAGGGCCUCGGCACCGGCACACUGUACAUCGCUGAGAGCCGCCUGUCUUGGUUAGAUGGCUCUGGAUUAGGAUUCUCACUGGAAUAUCCUACCAUUAGCUUGCAUGCCGUGUCCAGGGACCUAAAUGCCUAUCCACGAGAGCAUUUGUAUGUUAUGGUGAAUGCCAAAUUUGGAGAAGAAUCAAAGGAAUCUGUUACUGAAGAAGAAGAAGACAGUGAUGAUGAUGGUGAACCUAUUGCUGAAUUCAGAUUUGUGCCUAGUGAUAAAUCAGCAUUGGAGGCCAUGUUCACUGCAAUGUGUGAAUGCCAGGCUUUGCAUCCUGAUCCUGAGGAUGAAGACUCAGAUGAUUAUGAUGGAGAAGAAUAUGAUGUAGAAGCACAUGAACAAGGGCAGGGAGACAUCCCUACAUUUUAUACCUAUGAAGAAGGAUUAUCCCAUUUAACAGCAGAAGGCCAAGCCACAUUGGAGAGAUUAGAAGGAAUGCUUUCUCAGUCUGUGAGCAGCCAGUAUAACAUGGCUGGAGUCCGGACAGAAGAUUCAAUAAGAGAUUAUGAAGAUGGGAUGGAGGUUGACACUACACCAACGGUUGCUGGACAGUUUGAGGAUGCAGAUGUUGAUCACUGAAAAUGAUUUAUGCUGCUGUGGGGAUAUCCAGGGUAUCCACUGCAUCUGAGAUCUGUCAAAGUAAACCAAUGGUUUGCAAGAAAUCAUCAGAUUUCUCGAGUUACUUUUUAAAAAAAUCUUUCAUUUCAAUCAAGUUUUAAUUUUGUAGAAAAAGAACUAAGAAACAGAACUACAAAUUGCUACUCCUCACUCUUAUUAUUAAUCAAUCAUGUUGCCUGUACUUUAAAUUGAAAGGCACCUUUUUAAGGUGCCUUUAAAUUGAAAGGUACCCAUGAUCAUUUUUCAGUCUGAGUGUCAGGUUGUCAUGAGGAAAGAGGUAGCGAUAAGUUAUCUUUCCUUUCUACCAUUAAAACAAUCCCUUUGUAGGAUAUUUGAACCCUUGGCAGUAUUUCACAAGAUCUCAGUUUCAGCACAGAAAUGGCUCCUGUUGCUGGGGUUCAAAAAAAGCACUGAAUGGAGGAUCUAUAUGUCUGCACUACUGGUAAAGAACGGGCUGCAAAUGUAUAGAAUAACGGGGAUACCAAUAUUGGCAUCGCAGAGGUGUAGGGGUUUCAAAUGUAUCUUGGUAAAGAACUUCGUGCCUCAGGUCGUAGAGGCUCCGGAGGUGCCAAGUGUUUUGUGGGAAUAACAAACCUGCGUAGACCAAAAAGGUGAUGAGUGCUGCCAGCAGGUGGAUACGAAGCUUGGUUCUGAUCUCCUGGAAGUGCAGCAAAGCGCUGUGGAAGAUAAAGGAGCAGAUGGCCUCUGUGAUGACCGCUUUGGGUAAGUCGACUUGAAUAGGAUUCCUGCAAACGAAGGUCCUCUCGUUGAGGUGAUACUUGGUCAGCCCCAGGCUCCACAAGGCGCUUAUGCAGUACCUGCUGCACAGGGCACCAAUCAGCUGAGCCAACAGCCUAAUCGCACCCGUCUCAGGGGACAUUCCCCCCAGCAACAUCUGCAUCAACACGCCGCACGGGUUGCUGGAGGUGCCCACCAGAGUCAGGCCAUGCACCAAAGAGAAGAAGUAGAUUAGCGUCAGCGGCCAGGUGGGGUGCGCGGGUUCCUGCUCGCUCAGCAGUUGCAGCUCAUGGGUGCAGAAGCAGAGCUGGAAGGUGGCCAGAAACUCCAAGACGAAGGUGUGGGCCAUCAUGAACCUGUGCAGCUGCAGCCGGGUGACCACGCGGGCCAGCCCCAUGAACAGCACGAGCAACAGCAUCAGCCCCAGUGAGGUGCAGGUGUCCUGCACCUCCGGCCAGAGGCCCCGCAGCGCCGUCAUGUCUCGCUCCUGACCAGACUAGGCUGCCUGCUUGGCUCUAGCAGAAGCAGCGUCGGGGCAGGAGUCCCAAGUCCUAAGUCUGCAGCCCCGCCCCCUCCUCACGUCCCGGGGGCGGACCGACUCAGGGCGAGCUGGAAGCCCCUGGGUGUCACGCUGGAGGACGCCUCCCCGCCCUCCUCCCCUCCCCGGCUCGAAGCUUGGGUGUUGGGAGCCGGGGAAGAGAGGAGGGGAAGGGCGACAAAGGAAGUUCUGCUAGGGCACCGGCUAAAGGGCCCACCGUCAGUCCGACACGCACACGCCCCCGCCACCUCCCUGAGGGACUGGAAGCCGGCGUAGGUCUGAGAGGGCGCGGAGGGACGCUGCGCGCCGAGGCCAUUGCGCAUGCGCGCGGGGACCCGUGAGCCCUUGCGAGCGGCUCGACCAGAGCUCCGAGGACGCCAGCCCCGGCACCUAACGGGAAUGUUCGCGUUCACUGCGAAGUUGACACUUGCUUUGAAGGGAAGACCUUGAAGGUUUUUCUUCCCUGCUCCUAAAAUGGUAAAACUGUCCGGCUGGAAACACUCCUAGAGAGAAUCUCGUCCAACCGCCUCGUUUUUAUUAAUGGGGCGACUGAGAAGAUGGGAGGUGACGGAGGUGGGACGCAGAGGCCAGGGGUGGUGAAAGGGAGUAGACUUUGGAGUCAAACGAAGCCGUGGGUAGACUUUGGAGUUGAACGAACCGGGGUUUGACUUGUGUGAACAAGGGCAUGCAACUGAGUCUCCUUGUGCUGAGUUUUCUUCACCUGCCUCAUGUUGGGCUGGCAGAAAGAAAGGGCUACUUAAGAUGGCGAAAGUUCCCGCCACAAAACCUGAGCUCCCACAGAAAACAAAGACCCAAGCAGGAAUCUGAAACACACACCCCACCCCUUCCGGCCCCAGUGGGCCAAUGGAACCCUGACAAGCAAAAUCUGAGACCCCCCGCUCCAGCUCCAGUGGACCAAUGGGACCCCAACAAGCAGACGAAUUAUCCAAAUAAGGGAAACUUGCCAAAAGACCCCUGAACUCCCCUCUAGACCCCCUUAAAAGCCCCCUUCUCCCUGCCUCGGGACUUCCCCCACUCUGCUUUUCCAGAGUUGCGGAACCUCGGGGGAGGGUGCCCUCCUCCCCCCGUCGCAGUUUUCCUGGCUCCCCUUCUCCUGAGCCCUGAAACUGCGCCGGAGAGUGCCUUUAAUAAAUCUUGCCUUGUGCCUA
Molecule: messenger RNA, 3304 nt
Organism: Mustela lutreola (European mink)
Lineage: Eukaryota; Metazoa; Chordata; Mammalia; Carnivora; Mustelidae
Gene: CLNS1A
Product: chloride nucleotide-sensitive channel 1A
Exons: 7
Coding region: 110-820 (236 amino acids)
Biological process (GO): mRNA cis splicing, via spliceosome; chloride transport; cell volume homeostasis
Cellular component (GO): cytosol; spliceosomal complex; pICln-Sm protein complex
Source: RefSeq, a predicted model, not a curated record